UCCACAGCAAGUGACCUUCUUUACGCCCGUCAGUGAGACCGUUAAACGGAGGAGAGAAGAAGCGACUACGGACGGCGUGGCUCUAACUCGACACAUCUUAACUUAAAGUUUGUCCUAUCUCUCGUAUCUGCUGACGAUGGGUGACAUUGCAAAGGGAAAGAAGGCUUUUGUCCAGAAGUGUGCCCAGUGCCACACAGUAGAGCAGAAUGGCAAGCACAAGGUUGGCCCCAACCUCUGGGGUCUGUUCGGUCGCAAGACCGGGCAGGCAGAUGGCUUCUCGUACACAGAUGCCAACAAGAGUAAAGGUAUCGUGUGGGGUGAAGACACCCUGAUGGAGUACCUGGAAAAUCCCAAGAAAUACAUCCCGGGAACCAAAAUGAUCUUUGCUGGCAUCAAGAAGAAGGGAGAGCGCCAGGACCUCAUUGCAUACCUUAAAUCUGCAACAUCGUGAACAAGUCCUAAGAAGAAUAUAUAACGUUAUUUUAUUUUUGUUUAUUUUCAGGCUUGUCCACGAUAAAUAAGUUUCUAUGUUUAGUCAGUUUGUAGAGACAUCUAAAUGGGUUUGAGUAGUAAAAAAGAGUGGGACUUAUUGUGAGUUCACAUUUAAGUGUCCCUCCACCUACGGUCAGAUGAAUCGGUCUUUCAAGUGGCCAAACAUAAAAACUACAGUCUGUCUUUGUGAAUCUAUAUUUUGGCUUACAGGAAAAGAAAAAAUUGAAUAACCUUAUCUAUAAUGUGUAGUACUUUCUGCUAGACAAGCCAUCGUCCAUCAAGCUAAUUCUAAAACUGUAUAUCCAAAAGUUAUCUCAUAUCAGUUGCAUGAUAAUGGUACAGAGGAUAGAUGUUGUUGCUGGUUAAAUGGUGCUUAUACUCGAUCUACUCCGGCUCCCACGCCAAGUGGAGUUUCUGAUCUUUUUACAAAUACUGAUGGAGUGAAUGUUCUCCAUCUUUCUCUUGUCUGUUUUUAAAUGUUGACCAUCAGAAGCUUCCACUUGCCAGUAAUGCUCUGCAGGUUCCUCCGACUUCAUAUUCUUUCCCAUGAUGUGACUCCUUGCAGCUAAGAAUUGUGCGGUUUAGAUACAGUCGAUAUGAAUGCCUUCAAACUGACCACUACUUCGCUGUGAAAUCAGCAGACACACAAUCACCAUGCCUAACAAAGUUGUGUAAUUACCGGUACUGUAUACUAUAAGGAACAAACUACCAAGGACAUCAUCUGGACUGAAGAAAGAUUGUUGUUAUUUACCUGGUUUCACAGGCCUGAAAGAAUAUGAUUUUAACUUAUUUUAUUGUAAACUGAAUCUGUAAAGUAUUUUUGAUGGAAUUGUCUGGUGUUCCGGUAUACACAGCAAUAUACUGUAUGCACAUGCACAAGUAUGACAAUGUGGUAGAUAUUUUGCGUGGUUGUGGAGAGGAUGCUUAAAGGGUCAAUUAAAAGAAAACAUCCAGAAA
Messenger RNA from Solea senegalensis (Senegalese sole), 1449 nucleotides. RefSeq names its product cytochrome c. The transcript is spliced from 3 exons. The coding region runs from base 137 to 451 and encodes 104 amino acids. Gene Ontology annotation, cellular component: mitochondrial intermembrane space. Gene Ontology annotation, molecular function: heme binding; electron transfer activity. The record is from RefSeq and is a predicted model, not a curated record. NCBI's taxonomy places the organism in Eukaryota, Metazoa, Chordata, Actinopteri, Pleuronectiformes, Soleidae. Gene Ontology annotation, biological process: mitochondrial electron transport, ubiquinol to cytochrome c; mitochondrial electron transport, cytochrome c to oxygen.